Sciurus carolinensis (gray squirrel) is the source of this 3477-nucleotide messenger RNA. Its product is annotated as protein FRA10AC1. Gene Ontology annotation, biological process: dephosphorylation. Lineage: Eukaryota; Metazoa; Chordata; Mammalia; Rodentia; Sciuridae. The record is from RefSeq and is a predicted model, not a curated record. Gene Ontology annotation, molecular function: phosphatase activity.
GGAAGUGGUUCCCGGUCGGGACCCGUAGAGAGAGGUGGGAGCGGCGGCGAUGGUUGUAGCAAAGCUCUGUGGCCAGAGCGGACCAGAUCGACCCUGCGGCGGUUGCUCAGUACGGGGGCGGUAGCUGCAGCUGCCACGACUCACGGGGCGAGCCUGGAAGAGCAGAGAGGAACGCAAGGGAAGGGAUUCUGGAGACACUCGAAGUUUCCGUUCACGACAUUUUCUCGGCCCUUCUCAGUUUAUUCGUAAACUGAUGUGAGAGCUUUUUAGUGCAACCUCUGAGUUAAGAUGCAUGGGCAUGGAGGCUAUGACUCUGAUUUUAGUGAUGACGAACAUGGGGGAGAAUCGAGUAAGAGGAAAAAAAGGACAACUGAAGAGGACUUUCUGCUCAAAAAGCCAUUUCAGAAAGAAAAGCAUGGAAAAGUGGCUCAUAAGCAAGUUGCAGCAGAAUUGCUGGAUAGGGAAGAAGCAAGAAACAGAAGGUUUCAUCUCAUAGCUAUGGAUGCUUAUCAAAGGCAUACAAAGUUUGUAAAUGACUAUAUUUUAUACUAUGGUGGCAAAAGGGAAGACUUCAGGCGUUUAGGGGAAAAUGAUAAGACAGACUUGGAUUUAUACGAGAAAAAUCAUAGAUUCCUAUGGAACGAGGAGGAUGAAAGAAUGACUUGGGAGAAGAGACUUGCAAAGAAAUAUUAUGAACUAUUCAAGGAAUACUGCAUAGGAGAUCUCAGUAGAUACAAAGAAAAUAAGUUUGGAUUUAGGUGGCGAGUAGAAAAGAAUGUAAUAUUCCCUAAUGGGGAGAGUCAGUUUUUUUGUGGAAAUAAACAUUGUGAUGAAAAAGAAGGCUUAAAGAGUUGGGAAGUUAAUUUUGGAUAUAUCGAGCAUGGUGAAAAGAGAAAUGCACUUGUUAAAUUAAGGUUAUGCCAAGAAUGUUCCUUUAAAUUAAAUUUUCAUCACAGGAGAAAAGAAAUUAAGUCCAAAAAAAGAAAGGCCAAAACCAAAAAAGAUUGUGACGAAUCAUCACAUAAAAAAUCCAGAUUAUCUUCUGUAAAAGAAGCCUCCAAGAAAAAGGAUAAAGGACAGUCAACUUCAAAGAAAUCAGAAGAUUCUGUAAAAGGAAACUCUGAUGAGGAAGAAAUCGUUUCUGAAUCUGAGCUCUGGAAGGGUCCACUACCAGAGACAGAUGAAAAAUCACAGGAAGAAGAAUUUGAUGAGUAUUUUCAGGAUUUGUUUCUGUGAGAUGGGAGAGAGAAAGCCUGCAUUCCUUAAUGUGAAAGUAUACUUCAAAACUUCAUAAAUUUUUAUCUACAAGUUGCAGUUUGAGUGGUUGAUAUUUGGAAAUAAAAAUCCAGCCACUCUCAGGAUGUCUGAUGCUUCCAAAGUUUAUUAGUAGACACACUUCCCUGUCCUAUUUCAGUUACUCAUCUGUAAACCUCUUUUAUCCAUAGUUCCUUGAUAUACAUUCAGAUAUGGAAUGAUUGGCAUUAAACUGAAAACUAAGUAAUUUAGUGUCUUACUUUAAAAAGGUUAGUAUCAGAAAUUUUCCUUUUAUUAAACGGUUGUUAUUCAUUAAUUCCACACAUAUUUAUCAGGCUUCUAUUACAUGUAAGGCACUGUACUAGGCAUUGUCUAAGAAAUAAUUAUGCAGUCAUUUCUGAACUUGUUAGUAAAUAGUAAAUUGGUGUUAGGUUUAUUAGUGUUAAACAUGUGAAAGUCCCUUCAUUUCUUGAAGGUAUUAUGUUUUUCAUCUCACUACUUUAUAGUGAAAUAAAAAGGAAUCUUGAUUUCUAGGAAAAAUAUUUGAAAUGUCCAAUAGCAAAAUUAUUAGAAGUAAAAUACAUGUAAUUAAACAUUCUUAUGAUAAAAAUAUAGUCAUAUUUUAGUGGUCAUCAGAAAAUAAAAUUCCUCCAGAAUUUAAUGUUAAUUGGAAGAAUAUCUAAAUACCCUUUAAAAUAGAUCCAUAUAUUUGGUAGUGCAAGUAUGAGUUUAUGCAUCAAGUUCAAUGAUAAAUUUAGAUUGUUAUAUAAAAUUAAACACUUAGUCCAUUCGACAUAAUGGCAGAUGAUGAAAGUCCUACUUUAAGGAGUGCUUGAAAAGCGCUUCAGAAUGAGUUUAAACACGAAUUCUCCUACAUACCAAUUUCACACUUUGCCUCAGUGCAGUCAGCAGUGGUCAGUGAACCCUUGGUCUGCAAGGUUGGAGAUUAUGCUUCCUCACACUUGGUCUAAAGCAGAGUUCAUAUAUUUGGCACAUUGCUACCCUCAUCUCAGUUUCUGGUGACUGAGAAGGGAAGUUGAACUGACUUGGUAUCUAGAGGUUAAAAACUUUAAAAAAAAAAGCUAACAGAAUAGUUUCUUAUGUGAUUUUUUAAAAUAAUAGUGGAUUCUCGAAGUGGAGUCUCAAAAUUAUUCUAAGUAAUGGAAAUAAGGGAGUACAUGCAGUACUUACCCAAGGUGAUGACUUAUUAUUCCUCAUUUAUAUGUGUUAUAUCAUUCAUUCAAAAAAUCAUGCAUUCAUAUUUACUGAGUGCACCUUGUGCUACGGCUGGUUUUCUUACAAGAAGAGAAAACUAGGACACACAAACACGGAGGGAUGACUAUGAAGACAUAGGGGAAAUGUGGCCAUCUACCGACCACGUUGAGAGGCCUCAUGAAAAACCAACCUUGAUCUUGCACUUCUGGGUUCUGGCCUUUAGAAUUGUGAGAAAAUAAAUUUCUGUCAUUUAAGCCACCCAGUCUGUGGUACUCUAUUACAGCAGUCUUAGCAAAUAAAUAUAGCUAAUAACAUUUUUAAAACUGUGACUAGUUUCAGGACCACAUAUUUUUUUAAAGUAAGUCGGCACCAAAAAUGCACCUGUUUUUGUCUUAUUUUGCACUUUUGUUGAACUUUAUUUUAUCCUUAGGGUUUUCAGGCCAGAAAUAAUAUAUUCUCUUGAUAGUCACAGGAUAGUUUUUCUGGAGAUCCUCUUAACUGUUACUCAAUGAUUUGCAGAGUGAAAUUUGCUGAAGUGUUUUUUUUGUUUUUUGUUUUUUUAAUGUUUUCUGUUUUUCUUCAAAACUAAGAUGAUAUUUGAAAUUUCGGCCAUUUGGAUUAUAUUACAGCAUUAAGCAUGUUUUGGACUUUUUGUCGUCAACACCGCCUCCUGAAUCCUCAGCAACUAGUAAGAAACAAGAAAAGCAAUAUUAUUAGGAAUCAAUGUAAAUCCAGUGUUUUUAUUCUAAUUCUCAUGAUAACUGUCUCUUAUCAACUUUAUAGCCCAAUUAAUAAUAUUACCCUAUAGCAAGUAUUAAAGGUUUCACCACUUAGAAACAUUUUAAUUCACAGUUGGUUCAUUUAAAAAAUAUAAUCUGACAAGUGGUUAGCUAGUUAACGUAUCAGUUUCUCAUUGAGGUUAUGCAAUGUGGGAAUGAGCUUGAUGCAAAAAUGUUGAUACCUAGAAAUACAAAGUAAUGUUCUUUGUCCACAGAGAAUUCAGUGUGU